CCCUUCCUGCUCGCCGGGCUGCCUACCAGAGGAGCUCUCGGCCAACGGGCGUGCAGCUCUCUCGGAUCGCGGGCGGGGAGAGGUGGAGCUCUCUGCGCAGGCGGGGCCCUGCGCCUUCGGGCUCUCCCCUGCAACCUCUGCGGGAGGGAACUGUCUGGUGGUGCUAGCUCGUGGUCCAGUCCCCGCCCGGACAGGUAGCUCGCCCCUCCCCUGGGCAGGUACACACCGCUGCGGAGCGGGCUCGAGUGGGCCGCUCUGCGCCCUCCUCCUGUGCUUAUAUGUGGCCCCAUUUGGACGCUCGGGCAUGGAGCACGCUCCUCGACCUCAACGAUGGACUUGGACGAGUUGCUCCUGCUGGACUGCUUCGCCUACCUAGAGGGUGUCUUGGCUUUUGUGUUCUUCGUAUUGCUCAGUUAUGUGGGCUCUCCCUAUGGCCGCUACUCGUGGCAGCAUCCCGGAGUCCAGGUGCCGGCGCGACCGGCCUGGUUCCUGCAGGAGCUGCCCUCGAUGGUUUGGCCGCUGUAUGAGUGCGUCCGCCCUGCAGCCGCGCGCCUGAGCAACCUGCCCAACCGGGUCCUGCUAGCCAUGUUUUUGAUCCAUUAUAUACAAAGGACUCUGGUUUUCUCGGUCCUGAUCCGAGGAGGGAAACCCACGCCCCUGAUUUCCUUUAUUGGAGCAGUGCUGUUCUGCACCUUCAACGGCUACCUGCAGAGCAGGUACUUGAGCCAGUUUGCAGAGUAUGCGGACGACUGGGUGGCCCAGCCCUGUUUCCUGACCGGUUUUGCCUUGUGGUUAAUAGGCAUGGUGGUAAAUAUCCAUUCUGACCACAUCCUGAGGAAUCUGAGAAAACCAGGGGACACUGGAUACAAAAUUCCCAGGGGAGGCCUGUUCGAAUAUGUCACUGCAGCCAACUACCUUGGGGAGAUUGUGGAGUGGUGUGGCUUUGCACUGGCCAGCUGGUCCCCCUCGGGCGGAGCGUUUGCUCUGUUCACGAUCAGUACGCUGCUCAGCAGGGCAAGGCAGCAUCACCAGUGGUACCAUGAGAAGUUUGAAGAUUACCCCAAAUCGAGAAAAAUUCUAAUUCCAUUUGUGUAUUAAUGUGAUGUCAGCGACAUCAUCCUUGAAGAGCUUCUUCCUGGCGGCGACGUCUCUCUGGGCAAUUAUCAAUGAACUGUUUUCCUUAAUUCUGCAGCACCACUGUUUUCAGGAAGGGCUAUGGGGGUUUCCAUCCCCUGGUAAAGGAGUAAGCCAAUCAUAAAGUAAUCCCACUGUGUGCUGUGCUGUUAGGGACGGUGCUGCCUGCCAGACCAGGAUUGGGGAGCACUGGGCCAUUGCAGCUGUCUCUGCCUUCAAAUGUGCCUCUUUGCCGUUUUGGUUUUGUUUCUUUGUUUAU
Microtus ochrogaster (prairie vole) is the source of this 1393-nucleotide messenger RNA. It is a transcript of the gene Srd5a1, whose product is annotated as steroid 5 alpha-reductase 1. Gene Ontology annotation, biological process: steroid biosynthetic process. Gene Ontology annotation, cellular component: membrane. NCBI's taxonomy places the organism in Eukaryota, Metazoa, Chordata, Mammalia, Rodentia, Cricetidae. Gene Ontology annotation, molecular function: 3-oxo-5-alpha-steroid 4-dehydrogenase activity. The record is from RefSeq and is a predicted model, not a curated record.